Messenger RNA from Fusarium redolens, 2440 nucleotides. RefSeq lists its product as uncharacterized. The transcript has 3 exons. Lineage: Eukaryota; Fungi; Ascomycota; Sordariomycetes; Hypocreales; Nectriaceae. The coding region runs from base 192 to 1994 and encodes 600 amino acids. The record is from RefSeq and is a predicted model, not a curated record.
AUCUGGUGUCAUUGAUCACUGAUUGAGGCUCCAGGACUUCCCCCGACAGCCCUUCGCGAGAGUUAGCAACAUAUCGGAUCUAUUGAUCACACAGAUUCGAGUUUCUCAAUCUAUGUUACACAGGAAGAAGCAAUACUUCUAGGGCUUUCUACUCAAUUGAAGAACUCAUUAGCCAAUCGCUAGAACCCAUUAUGCAUGCUAUCGAUAAUCUCAGCCCUCCGUGUUACCAUGUUGGCUCGGCACCAGCGCACAAUAUUUCUAGAGAUAUAAUUCCCCUUUCUCUGUCAUCAAAUCUUUCUCUUGUGUCAACCAUCCCCUCAAUGACAAUGUCUUCCCAGCGCGCGAGCUUCACAUCGCUCUCGAACGAGCUGAUAGCUCAAAUCUUCGAACUCAGCCAUGUCUCAGAUCAUUCCAACCUCGCAAUGACAUGCCGUCGUCUCAAUGAAGGUGGCCAGCCCACACUGAUCCGACACCAGAAGGCUUUCCAAGAAUACAACCUCGUGUCCGAUUUUUUGCCUCUGACUAUACCCUCAGUUCUACAGAAGGUUGUUCGAGACCCAUAUGUUGCCUGGAAUAUACGUUCCAUCGAGAUCUGGGGCGAUCGUCCGAGCUGGCGUUGCUGGGGAGCGUUCCGGCUCGAAGAGCCAGAAAACAGAGUAUAUAAUAGGUUAGAAUGGCCACCGUACUUUGAGAGCCCGACCGUUGAAGACUGUAUCCCGUCCGAUGAAGACCUAGAGCUGUAUCUGAAUCUCUUGAAAGAACAAGCUCAUUUACCCCCAAUGGAAGUGGAAGAUGUGAGAGAAAGUCAUUUCCUUGGAGGGAUAGAUUGCUACUACAAGCUGCUAUUGAUUCUGCUAUGCCCUCGUCUGCGUAGUCUGAAAAAUUUGAGACCUGAAGACAAAGGAUAUAAUUGUGACGAAGCCAGUCCUUCUAUACAGGUGGUCUCCGAAGCCAUUGCGAGGAGCUGGUACCUUGAUUCAUGGGCACCUGGUCUCCGAAGUCUCCGAGAAGUCGCCCUCGGCCUCCAAGCCGACUUGUGGUUUCAAUUCAAUGAGGAGUUCCAACGCUGCAAGAAUCAAGCAUACAGCGACAUAGUCUGUCGAAGAAUAACUAUAUUACCAUGCGUUGAAUAUGUAUACUUCGAAUGCAUAGAACUGUCCUUAUUCUCGGACGGACCCACCCUGAGGGACUUGGUAUACGACUUGUUCGAUACAAUUCGCUAUGUCAACUAUGAGACGGUUUAUUCUUCCAUCGAACAUAUUUUCCUGGGUGGCGUUGCCGACCCCGUUAACGACCCUGCCACCUCUGCCACCGACAGAAGACCGACAAUCCGCGAAAACCCGGAAACCUUGUUUACAAAUAUUAAGGCUCUCAAAUCUCUCACUGUGGGUGAAUAUUCGGACGGAUUCUCUUGGACAAAGUUGUCCAAACUGUCCGUCAGCGUCAUUCGAUUUAUAGAAACGGGCUUCCACAUCUUUGAUCUAACCCCAGCGAAGAUGCGACGAGCAUUAGAUUAUAGGAAUGAUUUAAAGGUAUUAUUCAAGGACGUCGUUAAAACUGCAUUUCCUACUAGCUCAGAAGUGAUCUUUUUGCAAAAGGCCUUCAGUGAGUAUAAGAAGUUGGACAUGGAAUGUUUGGAGGAAAUUCUGAUUGCAGUCGUGCAAUGCGACGAUGCUUACCCAAGGCUCAAGGUCCUAUGUCUAGAGCAGGCUGAAGAUGGAUAUCGAAGGCACGCCAAUGACUACAGUUUCUCGAAGCUAGUCGAUGUUGCCUGGGAGCGCCGAAUUGACGUAUACGUGCGGGGAAACACUAGGACGCGGUUGCAUCAGCUCGAUCUUCCCGAGCCACCAACCCUGACAUCGCUGGAGAGGUUGCGGCCACAAGCUCAGGCUGCCAAAACGGUAUUCUGUCCUUUUACUGGAGUGAGAAGAGUCAUCAGAUAUGAGAGCGAGGAUGAAACGGGGGAUGCUGAAACUCUGGUCCUUAGAGAGUAGAGAGAGGACGAAAAGGGAAGCUGGAGAAAACACCGACUGACGGCGCUUUUGCAAUGGAGAGGUGGACUUGAACAUUCACAAAGGAAGAACAUAUUGAUAUGGCUAUUUGCGUGGAUUCGAGAUCAAAAGGAAGCUAUUGAAGGAGGCAACCUGGACUUGUAGCUAUUCUCUUCAGCAUGAUUGACCGAAGUGAUUCUAGAUGAAGAAGUUCUAUAUGUUUAUUCUUCAAAGUUCCCAGGAUCUCAUGAUGGGGAAGCAGAUUUUCUUCGCUGAGAUUCAACAGUGAAUUGCUCCCGUACCCGCGUUAUACUCGAACAGUCAGGUCCCACUUAUCUGUAGCUAUCACGACAAACCUCAGCACAAACAGCCAUCGAGCCAUCAGGGACGAAUACGGUAGAAAAGACGAUAUUCAUGAUCAAAUUUUUCUAUUGAAGCAUUUGAUACUG